Molecule: messenger RNA, 3857 nt
Organism: Neohortaea acidophila
Lineage: Eukaryota; Fungi; Ascomycota; Dothideomycetes; Mycosphaerellales; Teratosphaeriaceae
Product: fungal-specific transcription factor domain-containing protein
Exons: 2
Coding region: 242-3361 (1039 amino acids)
Biological process (GO): regulation of transcription by RNA polymerase II; DNA-templated transcription
Cellular component (GO): chromatin
Molecular function (GO): RNA polymerase II cis-regulatory region sequence-specific DNA binding; zinc ion binding; DNA-binding transcription factor activity, RNA polymerase II-specific
Source: RefSeq, a predicted model, not a curated record
CUGCUCUCGCUCAGCCCACCACCACCCUGUCAACCACCCCGUCGCCCUUCAACCCCCUUCUACAUCUGCCCGUGAAUGAGGACGCAAUCUACAAGGCACGCUGCGCACCUCGCCGCCCGCCCAUCCCCCGAAACACCCCGGUCUAGAAUGCUCAGACCCUACAUCGCCGAGUCCAGCGCAUAUCGACAUUCAUCUGACGGCCCGCGGUGGGUCAGUCACACCCCCUGGGUCAAGAACCACCAUGCUCGCCACUCUGGGCGCCUCCGCCCUCCCGUCCAGCGACCAUGAGCUGGACACCGACGAUCUCCACGCGGAGGACUUCGACGUGGAUGCCGAUGACGAUGCCUCGGGCUCGAAGCCGAAAAAGAAGAGAAAGCUGAUCAAGUCGGGAGACAAGAAGUACGGCUGUCCUCAUCCGGACUGUGGAAAGGCAUAUUCGCGCGCCGAGCACCUGUAUCGGCACCAACUCAACCACACCCCCAAACAAAUCUAUCACUGCGAUUUCCCCGGAUGUGACCGUCACUUUGUCCGGGCGGACCUCUGUGCGCGACACAAGGAGCGCCAUACCUCCAAAGGCUCGCAUCUACACCGAAAGGAUGCGUUCAUGCACGGCCAACACUCCAGCUCCAAUGGCUCUCGGCCCGAUACGCCCACAGAUGCAAGCAUUGCCAGUCCCGUGCCUGGCCCUCACACAAGCCAGUUCUUCCAGACUACCUCCGACCCUUUCACCCACCCAACGUCCAUUCGUCAGGACAGACCAUUGUCCACGGACGGGUAUGACUCCAUGUCGGAAUUGACGACUACCAAGUCUUCACAUAGCAUGCACCAGGAUUCACAUCUCGAUGCUUACAAUGCGUAUAAUGGCAGCAUGAUCGUGCCAUCCAUCCCGCACUCGACCCCGGUCGAUGAUCGGAGCUACAACUACGUCGGCGUUUAUCCCACCCGCUCGAGCGCCCCAGAUUCCAGUCAUACCUUGAACCCGUUCACCAAUCCCAUGCAGAGCUCCAUCAGUCCAGCGCAGCAGAAUGGCGGCGUCUACACGCUGCUGACUGGCCCGUCGCCUUCGUCGUCCAAUCCAGCCUUCCGAUCUCCGACCGACUACUCAAACAUCUCUGCGUUGCCGUCUUACGGCUAUCCCACUACGAGCUACGGAGGCCCAAGCGGUACGCGGUCGGAGAAUAUGCUGUCGCCACCCACGUUUGGCACAGUCGAUCAGCAGCUGCCCACCAGUAGAUCGAAUAGCAUCUUCGACUUUACUGCGUUCGACUCCAUGGGCACGGGCUACGCCAUGCCGGUGUUCGGGAGUGGCACUCCGCUCGCGCGGUCUCCGCCUCCCGCAAUGGACGAGAAUUUCCUCAACAUGCUCUUCAGCUCGAACGGCAUCGACGUGAACGAUGCCACUUCGUCCGAGCCCGAGUUCGAGGCGAUGCAGAUGACGCCCGAUGUGAAUGGCUUCUUGCCCAAGAUGGAGCGAGGCGGCACGUCGAACGAUGCCUACCUCUACUCCCCAAGCUCCGCCUUCGACACCAAUGCACCUCAGAGCGCUUUGAGUGUGGAGACACAGCAACGACUCCUCGAUCUUGUGCACAGCUUUUCCGAGAUCAAGGACAAUCCUGGUCGAAGAUCGAAGGCGGACAUCCUUGCCGGCAAUGCCCAGUAUGCCCCUCACGUCAUGAGCCUGCAAAUGCUGAGAACCUACCUCGCGAGCUUCUGGCUGCACAUACAUCAGCAAAUGCCCAUACUGCAUCGGCCGACGUUCAAUCCCGACACGUGUCCGGCGCCUCUACUGCUCUCGAUGAUGUGUCUGGGCGCGACGUGUCUCGAGCGUGCGCACACGCUGGAAAUGACGUCCGCGUCCGCGGAGUUUGCAUUCUUCAUUGCGUACCACAUCCGCUGGGAAGUGUUCAAGGAUGCCGAGUUUCGCCCGACGGCCAAAUUGUGGACAUUCCAGUCGAUGUUACUACUGGAGCUGUUUGAGAAGAUGUUCAGCACGCGCGAACUGCAUGAACGAGGCCAUGUGCAUCACGCAACCACUUUGACGGUGAUGAGACGAGGGUCGUCGCUGGUGGGCCGAUGUGCAAUCGAGACACCCGGGCGAUCUCAAGAUCCUACAAGAACUCCGCCCGGGCCGGAAGGGACGAUCAAUGCCAGCGGGCAGAACACGGGGGAUGCAUUUUGGAAUCGAUGGAUCACCGCCGAGGCAACGCGGCGAGCCGCCUUUGCCGCGUUCAUCAUCGACUCUACCCACGCCACGAUGUUUGGGCAUUCGGCCAUCACGUCGCCCCACGAAUUAAAGCUGCCACUUCCGUGCGAUGAGGCGCUCUGGGCGGCGACGAGCAGUGCGGAGGUACAGCGGGGAGAGGCGGGUUCAACGUCGAACGGAUCCAAGGUCAUCACAUUUCUCGAAGGCCUGCGACGAGUGCUGAACGGACAGAAGGUCCGCACGAAUACGUUCGGCCGCGUCAUCCUCAUGGCCGGCCUGCUCAACGUCAGCUGGCACAUGAACCAGCGAGAUCUACAAGUAUCUUCCCUGCGGGCGCCGGGGACGCUGGGCAGUCAGAUCAAAUGGCGGUCGCCGCUGACCCGCGCCUUUGACUUUUGGCGACGAGACUUUGACGAGAGCAUGGCAAAGAACGAGCACUGGUCGUCAGCGGGCAGUUCAAUGCGGAACAGCGAUGCCGGCCCGCUCGAUCACCGCGAGAUUGUCUUCGAGUCUCGCACCUGCUUGCACAGUCUGGCCCACAUGGCGAUGCACGUCGACAUGAUCGAUUGCCAGCUCUUCGCGGGAGCGGAACGGGCGAUUGGGCGCAUGGUGACGGACGGAGAUCGAGCAGCAGUGCAGCAGCGAAUGCGUGAGCAGUGGGCGCCAAGUGCGCGCGCCCGCGACGCCGUCUUCUACGCCCUUCGCUUCCUUUGCGAAGUGCUGAUUCCCGAGGAGGAGCUGGGAUGGAAGCAGCAGCAGCAGCAGCAGCCGCCGCCGCGGCCGAAAGCGCCCACCUUCCGAUACAGCGCGCGGAACGAUUACCUGCUCAACCGGCCGUGGGUGCUGUACUUUGCGACGCUGAUUGUGUGGUGCUACGGCUACGCGCUCGACGGGCCCAUUGUGCCGUCCAACUACACGCUGACGAGCCGCGAGCUGCAGGUGCACGACAUGCAGCGCUAUCUGAUCCGCAUGGGCGGCGUGGCGAGCCCGGACGAGCUGGAGCGGCUCCGAAAUCGCAACUCGUGCCUGGGCUUGCUGCUGCUGCUGCGCGAGACGUUCGAGGAGCCGCGGUGGGAACUCAUGCAUGAAGCAGCCGAGACGUUGAGCUCGUGCAUUGAUCUGCUCUUGCCUCGGCGAUCUUCCGUCGGUGGGUCGUGAGGUACAUGUAGACAGAGGGAGGGCCGGACGGUUGCGCGGCAUGAUCCGGCGGGGAAGGCGAAAAGGUGAAGCGGCGCACGCGUGAAGUUGGCAGUGGUGUGAAUUUGUUGCAUAUGGGCGGCUUUAGUGAUACCCCGACUGCUGCCGGCAAAUCCUGCCUUGAAUAAUGAGCCAGAUCAGAAAUCUAAAUGCUUAUGGACUUGCGUGGACAUGGCUUGCCGCCACCCAUCUUCCCUCAGCCCGCACCACCGUCGUGAGUCGUGAAAUGCUUGAGGUACACUUGGCCAGCGUGUGUUGGGUGCAGUUCGCUUGGGGAAGGCAGAAGUGGGGUGGAGGGAAGUGGGGUGAAAGAGCUUCACCACCGACCGAGGCUGCUGGGCGCGUUGAAUUACUGGCUGCGGGGAGGAAUUAGUGAGGGCCUUGCGCUGCGCAGGCCUUCGCUUGACUGCAGGUGGUGCAAGUCUGGGCGCGCUGCGGGGCGGCGGCGGCAUGGGCC